Molecule: messenger RNA, 3473 nt
Organism: Periophthalmus magnuspinnatus
Lineage: Eukaryota; Metazoa; Chordata; Actinopteri; Gobiiformes; Gobiidae
Gene: naa25
Product: N-alpha-acetyltransferase 25, NatB auxiliary subunit
Biological process (GO): N-terminal peptidyl-methionine acetylation
Cellular component (GO): NatB complex; cytoplasm
Molecular function (GO): protein binding; protein-N-terminal amino-acid acetyltransferase activity
Source: RefSeq, a predicted model, not a curated record
CAUUAGAGGUCGACACUGCACGUGCAUCCCUCAAACUGGUGGUUUUGCGCAUGCGUAAACUAUCAGCGGCAGGUUAACUCUACCAUGGCGGCGAGAGGCCAUGUGCAAGACCCAAACGACAGACGGCUCAGACCCAUUUACGAUUAUCUUGACAAUGGCAAUAAUAAAAUGGCAAUUCAACAAGCAGACAAACUGCUUAAGAAGCACAAAGAACUGCAUUGUGCAAAGGUCCUCAAAGCUAUUGGACUGCAAAGAACUGGAAAGCAAGAUGAAGCUUUCACUCUAGCCCAAGAAGUAGCCACACUUGAGCCCACUGACGAUAACUCACUUCAGGCGUUGACUAUCUUAUACAGGGAGAUGCAUAGACCUGAGUUGGUUACUAAGUUGUAUGAAGCUGCAGUAAAGAAGGUUCCUCUCAGUGAGGAGUAUCAUUCUCACCUCUUCAUGGCUUAUGCACGAGUUGGAGAGUACAAAAAGAUGCAACAGGCAGGAAUGGCCCUAUAUAAAAUUGUACCUAAAAAUCCUUAUUACUUUUGGUCUGUCAUGAGUUUGGUUAUGCAGGCCAUAUCAGCAGAGGAUGAGAAGUUGGCCCUUACUAUGUUCUUACCUCUUGCUGAACGCAUGGUGGAGAAAAUGGUCAAAGAAGAGAAGAUCGAAGCUGAAGCAGAGGUCCAGCUGUAUUUUAUGAUCCUGGAACGUUUGGGAAAGUGUGAGGAGGCCCUUAAAAUUAUUAAAGGACCACUUGGAGAGAAACUGACCAGUGAAUUUCAAAGUCGAGAGAAUAAAUGUAUGAUGCUCUACCAGCGACUUCAACGUUGGCCUGAGUGCAAUGCCCUAGCACAUAAGCUGUUACUCAAAAACCCUGAUGAAUGGCAAUAUUAUGGCUUUUACUUCACUUCUCUUUUCCACAUAUUGGACCAGUCAUGGUGUCCACCUGAAGAAGGGGAACACUGCUCUGAGGGCCCUGUUCAUCACACUGUGACUGAAGUAGCAAGGUUUGUGGAGGAGAGAAUCGAAGGUGAGGACAGCAAAGAGUCCCGUGCUUUGAGAGGCCCCUAUUUGGCUCGUCUAGAGUUACUGCACAGACUAAGAGAACGUGGCUCCCCAGAUGAAAGUUUGAUAGGUGAUCCAUUAGAAUUGAUGGUGCAGUUUUUUGUAAAGUUUGGGGACAAACCUUGUUGCAUCACAGAUUUGAAAAUAUAUCUACAUCUCUUAUCUCCUGAACAACAUGUUCAGUUUAUUAAUCGCUUGAGUGAAGCUGUUCCAUUAGGGGAAUCUGGAGAAGGGUAUGCAUUUCCGGAGGAUACCAAAGCUCUUCAGAGGCAUUUGUGCCUUUGUCAGUUAAGUCGUGCACUCGGCCUGCAUCACUCUCUUGAUGUGGAUGGUAAACUAAAGCUUACCUUGGAGCUGAAAGCGCGUUAUCAUCAUGGACUAAUAUUUGGGAAAUAUGCUUUGAAGACAGAACUGCAGUUUUCUGACAUGUAUUGUCUCAUGGCAGCUCAUGUCUACAUAGAUCUAUGGAUUGAAACAGGGAAUGAAAACAUGGUGUGGCACUGUUUGGGCAUUCUUCAUGAAGGCCUUUCUCACAGUUCUUCUAACGCACAGUUUAAGUUACUGCUACUGCUUCUUUACUGCCGCUUGGGCGCUUUUGAACCUGUCGUAGACCUAUACUCCAGCCUGGAUGCCAAACAUGUACAGCAUGACACAAUAGGGUAUCUUUUGACACGUUAUGCUGAGUCUUUGGGUCAGUUUGCUGCUGCUUCCCAGGCUUGUAACUUCUCCCUCAGGUUUUUCCACUCUAACCAGAAAGAUACCUCAGAAUAUAUUAUCCAGGCAUAUAAGUAUGGUGCUUUUGAGAAGAUCCCAGAGUUCAUUGCCCUCAGGAACAGGUUAAACCAAUCACUGCACUUUGCUCAAAUCCGCACAGAGAGGAUGUUGCUGGAUCUUACCUUGGAGGCUGACAUUGUGUUAAGCCUGGAAGAGAGUGUGAAGGCCAUGUCUUUGACUGCAGAAGAAGAUGAUAUCCCAUGGAAUAAUUUAAGGGACAACCGAGAUCUUACAGUUUUUACCUGCUGGGACCCUAAGGAUCGACAAUUAAGUGAGGAGAACCGGCACCAAUCUUUGGAGGAAGAGUCUGUUUGGCUGAAGAUACGCUCAUUAACUCUCCGCCUUAUAGCCUGCUUAGCAACCCUUGGACACACACCGUCCACUCAAAACUCUGCCCUGACCAGUGAGAAUGGUAUCGGGGACAAAACCUCAACAAUGAGUGCUCUGCUGUCUCGACUCAACCAGACACUACAGUCAGCAAUUCAGUUGGCAGAAAAAAAAUUGCAGUAUCCGCUGUUGGGACCACCCUCUACUCGACUGACUGCAGCUCUGUCUAUUGGAAGCUGUCAGUGCCAGUCAGCUGCUUUCCAACUAGCUGUUCGUUUACAGGAGCUUGAGUCUGCUGGUCUUGAUGAGUCCACAGAGCUUCAAGCACAGAUUUGUAAUGUUUUCCAGUCCUUAACAGUUCAACUUCAAGAAAUGCUAAAUAAAUGUAAGGGGGAUUUAUUGGAAAUUAAAAUGAGCGUAUUAAAAACCAGACCACCCCUAUUAGAAAAUCUAGUUUUCUUUGUAGAGACCAUGUGUGUUGUGCUAUGGGUGGCAAGCUACUGUGCCAAGAUUCUUCGACCACUAAAGACAAGUCUACAGAAAAAGAAAAAGAAGAAAAAGGAUGUCAGCACUGCUCUGCCAGCAGUGGUUUGUGGAUUCCAGGAGCUAACAGGGAGUUUGCUGGAUUUGCUUACCCAGGCUUCAGAGCAUGUUAGAGGACAGGAAUUGAACAUCACAUCCUUUAAACUUGCCAGUUUGAACCUGGAAGGAUACUCGCAGGAAGAGACAUCGUUUACAAAGUCUGCUAUGGACAAAGUGCAAAGUAGUUACAUUCGUUCACUACAAGAAGUGGGGGAUUUACUCAAAAAGAGGGCAGAAACUCUAAAGAAUCUUAAGGUCUGAAAGUCAUCAUGAAUCAUUGACUGUCCUAAUAUCUGAAAGCCCUACAACAUCAUCUGCUGUCAGGCCAUAUGUUGUGUUGGUCAAACAAAAGUCUAUGCUGAUCCAUUUCCUACGUCUGCUUUUCCUCCCUGGGGUUUGAGAAUUCACAAGCCAAGACAUUUUUCAAGGCUACACUAUGCUGAACUGGGAGAAUCCAACCAACAAGUUUAAACAAUUGUAAUUACCAUUACAGAUUUUAUUAUUAGAGAAAUAUCGAGAAAUGAGCAGAUUGACCCAAUUAUGUGACAUUUUAGGCAAAUUAAUCAUAUUAUCUGUACCCUUUGCACAAUUCAACAAUAUACACUCAUUUAUGUUUCAUGUCCCUCUCAUUUUUGUGUCACUCCAAUAAAAUGUAUGGUCCACAUGAGGUUAUUCUAUUUAGAUCUGGCCUACAGCUUUGCAGCUACACUUCCAACAUUUGUCAUUAAGGACAACAU